Messenger RNA from Hippoglossus stenolepis (Pacific halibut), 3906 nucleotides. It is a transcript of the gene sh2d3a, whose product is annotated as SH2 domain containing 3A. Gene Ontology annotation, biological process: positive regulation of peptidyl-serine phosphorylation; small GTPase-mediated signal transduction. Bases 196 to 2730 code for a protein of 844 amino acids. The transcript has 19 exons. Gene Ontology annotation, molecular function: guanyl-nucleotide exchange factor activity; phosphotyrosine residue binding. The record is from RefSeq and is a predicted model, not a curated record. NCBI's taxonomy places the organism in Eukaryota, Metazoa, Chordata, Actinopteri, Pleuronectiformes, Pleuronectidae.
CGCGGGCUUCCACUGCCACAAAGACCAAGAGAUAGAGUUAAUGACAGAGGCCGCAAGUUAGAGGAGAGCAGCUGCAAAGCAAGAAUGCAAACGGCGAGAGAGGAAGAACAGAGACGUGUUAAAAAGAUAGAAAUAUAACGAGGAGAAAGAGAGAAGUUAAAGUCCCGGAGGGCCUCGUGGAGCCUUUACACAGACAUGAAUAAUCGCUCCAUCGCCUGGUGGCUGAGACAGAUCGACCUGCCCCAGUACACCAGGACGCUAGAAAGUGAAUAUUAUGGUCUUGAGGGUUUGUUGAAUGUGACUGACGUAGAGCUGAGGGAAGCCGGGGUCGAGGACGCAACACACCGAGAAACCAUCAUCAACCAGCUUUUAAGACACAGACAGAGACUGGACCCGUGCUCUACUGUGCAGGUCCGGGAGCGCAGGGUGAGCAGAAAGUACUCCCUGGGAUCGUCCAUGGACCUGGUGAAGCCUGGGAAGGAUCUUUUCCGUCACAGUGUUCUACCCCGCCUCCAACGUGCCGACAAGAAACACCGCCUGUCCGCCUCCUGCUCGCAGCUCCGCCCGCUGAAUGAGGACAACGCUCAGAUCAGUGAGACGGAGCGCUGUCAGGACAGCAAACGCAGCAAGAGGAGGAGUGUCAGUGCAUACCUCAGCCAGCUGAAGGUUUUUGGUGGUCGGAGAGAGAUGGACUCGUUGAAGAAGGAGCUGGAGGAGGAGUUGAAGCUCAGCACCGAGGACCUGAGGAGCCACGCGUGGUUCCACGGACAACUGGCCCGAGAGGCUGCAGAGUCUCUGUUUGGCAGGGACGGAGAUUUCCUGGUCCGGGACUCGAGCUCUUCCCCCGGCGACUAUGUUCUGAGCUGCCUUUGGAAGAACGGGCCGAUGCACUUUAAGAUCAUACGAGUGGUUCUUCGCCCCAAACAGGGCUACGCUCGGGAGCUGUUCCAGUUCGAGGAGGAUCGCUUUGACAAUAUUCCCGCUCUGAUCCGGUUCUAUGUGGGCGGCCGGCGGCCCAUCUCCCAGGCCUCAGGUGCGGUGAUCUUUCACCCAAUCACGCGGACGCUUCCUUUGCGUGUCAUCAAUGAGCAGAACGCGGACAACCAAAGCAUCAGCGGCAGCAGCAGAGGAGCAGGGCGGGAAAAGAACAGUGAGCCCAACAAAAGACGCAGUUUGAGCUCCACCCAUGCUGAGUCAAUGCAGCUCAUCAAUCCUCUGUUAAGGACUGGCAGUCAGCCUGCGAACUUAGAGAAUGUGGGACGGAGGCCUUCUCUUCAGUCGGCCCAGUCCGACAGCAACCUGCGAACUGGUGUUCCACACACCACUCAGUCAGAGGACAACGACCCCGGCCCCAUCUCUCCUGUGUUUCGCACAGGCAGCGAACCUCUGCUGAGCCCCCGACCACGACACACACGUCCGUCCCAUCCAGGUGGUGGUGUAACUCUACGGGGCUCAGACGGGCAGCUGCACCCCAGAGCUCCUCCCAAACCUCUCAGGAUCUCUACUGUUUUUGCCAACGCUACGCCUCCUCCACCCUCAGACUCGGACGAAGACCCCUCCGCUUACUACACUGAGCUGGUCAUCCAGGUGCCACUGUCCCAAAGUAAGGGCCACGUGGACAGACUACGUGCGGAGGAGAAGUGGCAGAGCCGCGCCCGCCUCACGGAGACCUCCUUCGGCUUCCUGGAGGCCCAGAAGAACGAGGAAUCGUCACAGCCAGUGUUUGACGGAGAGCUGCCGAGGAAGGCAGCAGAGGAAGGGGAGGACUGGCAUUUUGAACGACCACAUAUUGAGUCGGAGUCAAGUUUCCAGUUGGAUAAGUUUGAGUCGCUGCUUUUACCAGAGAACAACCGACCUCUGGAGCCCAGCAUCCUGCUGACGCUCAAAGAGCUCUUCAACCGCGCCGAUGCCAACACCACCGCUCUGCACAUACUCAGCGUCGACUGCCAGGUAGCGCGGAUCGUUGGGGUGACAGAUGAGCAGAAGAGGCUCAUGGGAGUUGAAUCAGGGCUGGAGCUCGUCACUCUGCCACAUGGACACCAGCUACGACAGGACCUGUUAGAAAGACAUCAUCUAAUCGCACUGGGAGUCGCAGUGGACGUCCUGGGCUGCACGGGAACCGUGAGCCAAAGGGCAACUGUUUUACAUAAAUUAAUCUCACUGGCUCAGGCGCUGAAAGAUCACACCCACAACCUCUACUCCUUCUCGGCCGUGAUGAAGGCUCUGGAGAUGCCUCAGAUAGAGCGACUGGAGAUGACGUGGCGAGCGCUGCGGAGGAACCACACAGAGAGCGCCGUCUUAUUUGAGAAGAAACUCAAGCCCUUCAUGAAGUCGCUGAACGAGGGAAACGACUCUGUAGUUCAGGGCCCCAUCGCCGUGCCACACCUCGUUCCUCUGCUGAUGACGAUGGAGGGCGAGGACCCGGUCGAGAACAGCGACAGGGGCUGUGAGCUUCUCUUCGAUGUUCUCCAAUCCGCUCGCAGCGCUGCACUACAUGCACGAGACUACCAGGAGCACGCACACACUCUGCUCACAGGAGGCUGGGAGCCGGUCCCUGAGCUGCUGGAGGUUUUCCGGACGGAGUUCGCCCUGCGCCUGCUCUGGGGUCUGUCGGGUGCGUCUGCCAGCAGGAAGGAGCGCUACGAGAAGUUUGACAAAAUCCUCUGUGUUCUCUCGGAUAAACUGGAGCCCGUGGAGAUCACCCCACAUCAACCUGACACUUUAACCUGACCCCCGCAGGCGCCUGCUUCACUGGGUGAAAGGGGACGUCAGCAUCCAAAGACAAAAAGAUGCUUUUUGUGUGAAGGUCUGACCUUUGACAUCACACAGACGUAAAAGGGAGAAGUUAUUUUUUCCUUCACUGGCUGAACUGUUUUUGAAAUUUUGUAAAAAAGUAAUAACUGUGUGGACUGACUUUACUGUGAAAAGGACUUUGCUUGAUCCAUUUUCCUUUUGCAGGAAAUCUGACAUUGUUUACCCCAAAAAUAUCUGUUUACUUUUCCAAAUGUGCAUUUCUGAUACUUUAUACUCCAAUGGACACAGCACGGACAUUAUUAAAACUGUGUUCAGGAACUGCGGCUCUGUGGAACCACACUGGAAAGUCUUUUUUUUUUCACAUCUGACGCAAUAAAUGAAUGUUUACUUUUAGUCAUAUUUCAAUUUUUACAUGUUGCAUUUCCCAUAAACAAGAAACAGAAAAAACACAAGAAUUCAGGCUCUUUUUUUUUUUUCUUAAAUCCCAAUUUAUGACUCCAAUGAUACAAGGUAAUACAUAUUUUUUUCAGUUUAAAAAUGGAUUGUAAAAUAAAACCCCUUAAAUGUGGAGAAAACUUUUACUAGUGCAGGACAGGAUGGCACAGAAAGAGAAGUGUAAACUGUUUGUCUUAAACCUGAAGUCUCCAGUCAAAAAUCAUGUCACGUCUUGUUGCCUCUCUCGAAUGUUUGACCUUCACUGUGCAGAGUGACGAGUCGGAGGAAUCUCUCGUACGUCUCGACACUGGAAUCCUUUUCAGUGGAGUGGGAGACAUCUUGUGUCGAGCUGUUAAACUUUUGAAUUUAUAAUAUUUGCGCAUUUAUAGAUUAUAGAUCAGCCACAAAGAAGCAUUUAGCAUUUCACAUGUCGUAAAAAACAUAUCGAGUGUUUCUUUAAACAAUCCAAACCACGUUUAAAUAUUUCUUUACAAUUCGUCGCCCUUGGCUGUGACUGAAUGAGUCACAGGCUAAAUCUCCAAAACUCCCAUUUCCUCCCUUUUGAAAUCCAUCCUGUUCUCACUGGUUCUUUUAAAAUGUGUGUUUAAAUUAAGUGGCAUCUGAGGACUUGGGAAGAGGAGGAGUGCGAUGCUGGAGGUCUGAAGGCUCACAAUAUAAAAACAGGUGGUUUAAACAUGGAAAAACAAAAAGAAAAAG